Cinclus cinclus is the source of this 2794-nucleotide messenger RNA. Its product is annotated as oxidative stress-responsive serine-rich protein 1-like. NCBI's taxonomy places the organism in Eukaryota, Metazoa, Chordata, Aves, Passeriformes, Cinclidae. The transcript has 2 exons. The record is from RefSeq and is a predicted model, not a curated record. The coding region runs from base 1905 to 2672 and encodes 255 amino acids. Gene Ontology annotation, biological process: cellular response to hydrogen peroxide.
CCCGGGUUGGUGCCGGUGCCUCGUCCCGCGCUCAGCUGGGUUUGUAGUGCGCUGUUACCGGGGGAAUAGCCGAAAAUCAAAUAGGAAGGAAAAGGUAUGCGUAUUUUCCUGGGAGGUAAAAACCGUAAGUUUCGGCGUGUUUUUUGAUACGGUAAACUUUGGCUGGUUUUCACAGUAAUUCAUUUUUUUUUAUGUGUGUGCUAGUUGGCUCAUGCAUCUAAAAUGAUUAAACUUACACUUUAUUAUCACCCAGUGAGACUUUUAUCUAAAUAAAUUCCACAUUGUUUUGAGGGUUUGCAGUGUUGGUGAUGAAGGGCAGCACGAUAAAAUACUUAGUGUAAAAACUGGUACUCUGUUUUGAGUGAUGUACAGUGAUUUUAAAACUUUUUGCUUUCAUCUUCCUGCUAAGAUUAUAUAAUAUAGGAGGUUGCUGUUUGAAAGAAAAAAAACAACUUAUGUAGCCUGACGUUUUUUACAUUUCAAAGAAUCAUCUGAGGAUGACUUGGGGGCUAAGGAAUAGAAGUGGAGGCCAUCUGUUUGACCAGAGCAGUAAUACCUGGUUAAGAGAAACUAUUAAAUUGUAACUGGCUCAGACAAGCAUCAUGUUGUCAAUGUUUAAGCUUCUUCCUCUCCUGUUUACUCCCCGUCUGACUCAUUGGACACCAUGUGCCUUGAAAUUGUUAUGAUACAUCAUCCUUCUGUGUGUGUCAUAAUAGCUGUCUGCAAUCCAGGUGAAAUCACAGCACAGUGAGCAGCCAGAAGAGCAGUGGGGAGAGCUGCCACGUCCAGCUGGAAUGAGAGGGUGAGGGAACAGAGAUUACCCCUGUCCCUCUGCGUAAGGAACUGAGCUGCAGGGCUUCAGCUCUCAGUGAAGAGAGAGUUCUUUUCCUUGCUACAGAAAAAAAAAAAAAAAAGCUUGUACGGGGCUUUGCACUUCCUUUUGCUGGAGUUCAUGAGGUUCUUGUUGAGGUCCCACUGGUGUUUCAGGCACUCAUCCCAGUUUGGUGACAUCAGCAGAUGUGGUUGGGGUACCCUCACACAUCAUCCAGUCAAUGGAGAUGUUAAACAGGACUGGACAGUCCUGACCUGGGGAUACACUGCUAGUGCCUGACCUCCAGCAAACCCAAAGAGCAUCAAACUUAGAAAGAUUUGGGAUCCUUUGUAGCUAGAUUAAAUGAUAGCCAGGGUAGAUUAAAAAAAAUACAUCAGCUAUUUUUUUUUUUAUUUAAAGCAAGGCUUCUUGAUUUUUUUUCUUUUUUUUUUGUAUUUGUUUGCAUUUAUACUUAUUCACAAGCUUAUAAUGGAAAUUUUUGACAGCUAUUUGUAGCCAUAAUACCAUUUUCUGGUAGGACUGCAUAACUCUUGCUGGGACCUAAACAUCACAAAGUUUUGUUUGGCUUAAAACUUUAUAUUGUUUUAAGAAAAAUCUAUUGGUUUAUGUUUUUGAAAAGUUUGUGUGUAACACUGCGUCCCAAAUUUGGAAAGAAGGGUUGUAAAAGUUUGACUGUUUCUAAUGGUUUUGUUCUUUCUCACUUUCACCUCUUCUACAAUUAUUCUGAUAUCACUGUAAGACAAGUGGAAGAGUCUGGCUGGGCUGUAAUGUAUGUACAAGAUGCUGUUGACACCAGAUUUGACUUUGAAUUGUUAAUUCACCUACAGUUGUACAAGAGGCUGUUUGUUUCAUUCUUGGGUAUCAUAAAGCUUGUUCUGAGUCAGCUUUCAAAAAUGUUCUGCUAGAAUGACCUCAGCUUUGUGUGCUCAGUGUGCUGUUUUGAGUUUAUUUUCAAGUAUUAUGGUGCUGCUGGGCAGCUAAUGCUUUUAACAGUGAUUUGGCCCUUAUUUUCAUGUGUCUUUUUUCUGUUUGUAGCAGUACAUGGUAAUUCUAUCACCUUCUGGCCAUCCCAAUGAUGAAAUCAGAAGCUAAAGAUGGAGAAGAGGAAAGCCUGCAGACAGCAUUCAAAAAGCUGAGAGUUGACACAGCUGGGUCUGUGAAGAAGCCCUCGAGAGGAGUUGUGAGAACCCAGCGUCGCAGGCGUUCCAAGUCUCCAAUUCUUCAUCCUCCCAAGUUUAUCCAUUGCAGCACGAAGUCACAUUCCACAUGCAGCCAGCUGGUGCAGAAGAGCCAUGCUGAUGGCCAGGAGGACAGCAGUGGGUUUGGGAUGCCAGUCCCAAAGGAAGCUUGUGCACACGAACGAUGCAGCGUCACUCCGGACGUUGGCCAGAAGGGAGCUGAUGAGUCUUUGGCAGUUUCUCUUGCACGGUUGACGUCGGAGAACACGCAGGAGAACCCUCCAGCUGCAGCUUCUCCAGGAUCCAAAACAAGCCUAAAGACUACAGAGCUUUCUGACUUCCAGUCUAUGUCCCAGCUGAACACGGGUGAGCCAUGUGCAUGUGCAGAUAAAGCCUGUCAGUGCAAACUGUGGCAAGAUAUGGAAGUGUACAAAUUCUCUGGCUUGCAGAGCACCCUCCCACUGGCACCUGAUAGAACGGUUUCUGAGGAUCACUCCCAGCCUGUGCCAUCAAGAACUCCCUCAAGUUCUCCACGCUCUUGCUCUGAGCAAGCCAGGGCCUUUGUGGAUGAUGUGACAAUUGAAGAUCUUUCAGGAUACAUGGAGUAUUACUUGUAUAUUCCAAAGAAAAUGUCUCACAUGGCAGAAAUGAUGUACACCUGACAGCAACAAGCACUAAAACCAGAAGGGUGGCUGGUUUAAAUCUGCCCUCAGGCACAUCAUGUGAAUAUGCAACCCGCUCCCUGCUCACUGUGCUUGCAAUAAAAACACUUCUUUGCAUCUCA